Molecule: messenger RNA, 585 nt
Organism: Cantharellus anzutake
Lineage: Eukaryota; Fungi; Basidiomycota; Agaricomycetes; Cantharellales; Hydnaceae
Exons: 1
Coding region: 1-585 (194 amino acids)
Source: RefSeq, a predicted model, not a curated record
AUGUCUGAGCAACACCUAUUUUUUGGAUCAUUUUGUGCUUUUGACAAGGAACUGGCUGUAGGAGACCCCAAAUCCUUAGAGGACAUUUAUAAAUCCCACUUGGAGAAUACCCAUGCGCAGAUCUGGCUUGCUACCCUCCAGCAUUCAUUUACUUUUGCAUCCAGGUGGCUCAACAACGUUCUGAUAGUGCAAAGUUUACUUCAUCACUGCAGUGACCACAUCGACACCGAGAAAGAAGAUGACAUGUUCAAAGCCUAUGCAGUAAUUGCUAUUGCUCUCAUUGCCAUGGGUGAGGACAUCAGUGCUGAAAUGUCUGUGUCAUAUCCAUACCAACUCCGCCUAACCUCUGACCUACUCCGCCACUGUUCCGGUUCACCUCCGGUUCGUCCUCUCCCUCACCUCUGCCAUAUCCUCCAGUAUACUUCUGGUCCACCUCCACCUCCGAUCUCCGGUACCUUUUCCGGUACCCUGUAUCCUCAUCAUAGAAGUUUAUUAAUAUUUCUAUCUACCCAACAUUACUAUGAACCUCCUAGGACCUCCACCAACCCCACAAAGGUUUUCCCAUUAUCCAAUAGCUGUCGCUAA